Molecule: messenger RNA, 12152 nt
Organism: Zootoca vivipara (common lizard)
Lineage: Eukaryota; Metazoa; Chordata; Lepidosauria; Squamata; Lacertidae
Gene: LCORL
Product: ligand dependent nuclear receptor corepressor like
Biological process (GO): regulation of transcription by RNA polymerase II
Cellular component (GO): nucleus
Molecular function (GO): DNA binding
Source: RefSeq, a predicted model, not a curated record
CGCUCGCGCGGGCUCCCUCCCUCCCGUAUGCAAAUGAGCGGGCGUGAGGUCAGAGGCAGACGGGAAAGGGAAGAGGCAGAAUGGCCGCCGCGGCUCCCGCUCCUGGCGCCUCGCAGUGCCGGAGCCCCCGCUGCACGGCGGAGCGCAGGGGAGUCCGCCGCGAACUCGACUCCUGGCGGCACCGGCUCAUGCACUGUGUGGGUUUUGAAAGUAUUUUAGAAGGGCUUUAUGGACCAAGGCUACGAAGAGACCUCAGUUUAUUUGAAGACUGUGAACCAGAAGAAGUGGCUGACUGGUCUAUGGAUGAAAAAUGUUCCUUUUGUAAUUUACAUAAAGACACAGUCAGUGAUCAUACAACAAUUAUUGGUUCUUUGCAGUCAACAACUACAGAGGAACUAUCAUCUCAGGGCCAGUCCAACACUGAUAAAAUUGAGUGCCAAGCAGAGAAUUACCUAAAUGCACUCUUUCGCAAGAAAGAUCUUCCUCAGAACUGUGAUCCUAACAUUCCCUUAGUUGCUCAGGAAUUAAUGAAAAAGAUGAUCCGUCAAUUUGCAAUUGAAUACAUUUCAAAAAGUAGUAAAAUGCAAGAAAAUAGAAACGGUUCGUCAUAUGAAACAAGUCUGUUAUGUAAAGGUAUCCAAAUGAACCAAACAGAAAAUUCAUUUCAGGAAGAACAGGAUAGCCCUCUAGACCUCACUGUGAAUCGAAUACAAGAGCAGAAUACUCAGCAAGGGGAUGGAGUGCUAGAUCUUUCUACAAAGAAAACAAGCUUGGAACAGUCAGCAUAUGAUGGAUCUUGUUCUGAAAAUUCUGUGUCUGGUUCAAGUGCAACAGAUGAUGCAAAAUCAGAGGAAACAUCUAAAUUGGAAAGAGGAAAUUCUGCUCUAAGCAAGGUUUUGGAAUCGCUAUGCUCUUAUCAUGGGCAUCAGAUUUUAGCUGUGUUGAAAUUUUUAAUCCAAGAAUCGUGUAUUGAUUCUGUUGGUAGUUGCCAACUGCCACAAACUAUAUAUUCAGAAGCAUCUGAAGACGAUGUGCCCAUUCCAGUCUGCAGUUGUGAUGGCAACCUGCAAACGAAAAGGUGCUGUUUACAAAAUCAAAGAACAAAUACUUGUUUGCCACCUCUGUCAGUCUAUGUGAAAGACUUAGAUAGUUUGUCACGCCAGUCUGUGACCGUUGGAUAUGUUAACACAGUGGUAAACAAAAGGAAUCCCGUGCCUUCUAGUCCUCCUAGGUGUUGCCUCAAACAGUUAAAGGAGUGUAAGAGCCACGCAGCAAGAACAGCACUUUGUACGCAUCUCAUUUCAGCAGGGCAAAAGGUUAACAAAGCUAGCAGAGGCCAUAGCCCUUCGCCACCUACAUUAUCACCUGUGGAAGCUGAUGAAUAUGAUUAUUUGGAGGAAUCGGUUGAAGGAUCUCUAAAUAGACUUGAAAUGAAUCGUAAUCAGCCUCCUUCCCUGUCGCGAGCUGAAAGAAGUUGUUCUGUGUGUGAACCGGAAAAUAAAUUAUGCAUUGCAGAAGUGCCCGGUAACGAGGAUAAGUCUUUUCUAAGUGCAAAUCAAGAAACUAGCCUUAUAAAUUCUGAUAAGCUUGAAAAAGUUGAAAAUGCUGCCGCCUUUCAGGACUUAAUGGAUCGAAUUAAUGAGAAAUUAAAAUCAAUCGAAACUACUGAUACAACAAAUCUUGCAAAAUUUUCUAAGAGUGAUGGGAGAACAGAAUCUGAUGUUAAAUUACAGAGCUUCAUAUCCUCUCUUUUACAUGAUGCUAAGGCAAAUGAUUACAAUUUUAUGGAGUUGUUGAGCCAGCACGACAAGGAAGCAGAAAAUAAAAUUAUCCAAACACGAUUUCGCAAACGGCAAGAAACCUUAUUUGCACUGCAUAAUUCCCCCGAUUCAUCACUGUUUAAAAGACAAUCGUUGCAAAUUAAGAGGGAGCUAGCCAGUUUGGAUGAAACCUUCAUAAGGAAAAAGGCAAAUUCAGAAAGAAAUGUGAAAAAAAAUUGCAAACUAUCACCAAACAAAAAUGAAAAUCAUAGCACAUCAAAAGAUCAUUCUUUACAAAUUAAUGAAAAUAAAUACCAGCUAUUUUCUCCCAUUAAACCAAAGUCUUUGCCAAUAGGUGAAGAAGAGACAGUAGAACUACUACUGAAUAAUUCAGAGACCAAUUCUGGUUCAGUGGCAUUUUCAGAAAACAAUUCUACAACAUCCCAAACCAGCUUGGCUAAAAUACAUGGAAAUCGUGAACUACAUAUGGAUCCAGUCUCUGUGAAGGGAGAUGAUGAUAGGAUGUUGGACAGGACCAAACAUAAUGUUAUUCCUCCUGUGUGGUGCUCUGUGUAUGUGACAAACAAUUUUUUAUUUCAAAAAUCCUUAAACGGGAAAAAACCUAACUGCAUGGAAAGAGAAAAAAUGCUUAAAGAUUUACAGGCCCAAACGUGCAGCAACGAAGAUAUAAAUAAGAUUGUACGAAACACAAAUCUACAUGUUGUUGUAGAGCGUUUGGAAGAUACAAUAAAUAUGGCUCAAAAGACUAAAAAGCCAUUGUUUAAUGGUUAUAAAAUAUCCAGCAAACUGAAAGAUACGCACAAGUAUGAAGCCAACAAUAACGCUAAAAAUGGUCUUCUUAUUAGCAUGAGUGAAAAUGGAAGUACAGGACAAUAUGUACUGUCACAAGCUCAUGCACCAUGUAGCAAUAAUAGCAAACAGGAAUGCCUGCCAACAAAAGAAGAAAAAGUGUCUGAUGAAGGAUAUAAAAGCCCUUUGAAAUCAUCAGCAUUUAAUUCAGAUUCAUUGACUUACCAUAAUGAGGACUUGCAAUCAAGUUCUGAUGUGGGAGAUAAUUCUCCAGCACUAAAUUACUCUAGUCCUAUAAAACUUAUGUUCCUUUCAGAGAUUAAUAGUAGCGAAGGAGUGAAAUACACACUAACCUCUGUAAAUGAUUCUGCUAAAUUAAACAUUGACCUUUAUUCUCUUCAGAGGAAAACAAGUGUGCUAGCAGGAAAACAAUUGGAAGCUGUGGAUCCUGGUAGAACUGUUUCUCUUGAAAACAGUCCUAAAAAUGAAGUAAACUCUGUUUUUCCUACAGUUAUUGCUCCCGAAACAAACAUGGGUGAGCGUAAGCCAGAUGAAGACCCUUUAGAACAAAGUGGCAAUGGAUCCUCUCUGAAAAGGAAACCGGGCCGACCCAAAAAAUUAGGUCCUCAAGUUGUGAAGCAGAUUAAGCGUCCAAUUGGUCGACCGCCAAAGCCUAAGCUAGAUGCUGAAAAUGCCAAUAAUAUAAGUGAUUCCAUCAGUGCUAGGAAAAAAAGUGUGAGCUCCAAUGCAGAAGUUCUAGAGGACAACAAUAUUAACAAAAACAUUACUGUGACAGUUGUCUUUGGAAGGUCACGAAGGACUAAGAGGUGUGUUUCUGAAGGUAGCCUAAAUGUAGUCAGUUUGGUACCAAGUGCUCACAAUCAUGUUAUAUGUGAAUCUGAUCAAGUGAAGCAGAACUCAGAAACGAGGAAUAGUUUGCCAAAAAACAGAAGUAUGCAAAAUUCGGCUACUGAACACAAGACCUCUGGCUAUGAGUAUGUUAGACCUUUAGAGAGCAGCCCAGUGCUACCAUCCCAUUGCAGCAAUAUCGUAAGACCAAAACAGAAGCCUUUAAAUAUAAUUAGAAAACCUGGUAGACCAGCAAAAGUAAAAAUAUCUGGCAUAUCAGUGACUGUUAACCAGAUUUCAUCUCAGGAAAGGAUAGUGAAUAUUAGCAGCUGCCUGCCUCCUUUAGAACAAGAGACUGUGUUAGAAAAACAUGCGUCUCCUAAGAAGGUUGAUCAUCAAUGCAAUAAGUUGGAUGUUUCAAAAAGCUUCCGGAAUGAUAAAAGUAAGGAUUUUUCAGACGAAAUUAUUACAAUAGCCCCAAGUAAACCCGAAAUCCCUUUGAGACAAUCUCUUAGAGAUAGAAGACCAUCAUUGCCUUUCUUACAGUCCUUAGCAUCCUCUAACUCACUGUCUUGUAGACGUGCCUUUCUACACAAAUCCUACAAGCUCUGUUUGAAAAAUGCUAAGAAUCAAAAAAUAAAACAUUCAAACAUGACACCCAAAGAUACCUCAGGAAAUAAGGGCCCAGAAAAAGCAAAAAAAAGUUCAGAGAAUAAUAAGUUUAGAUUUGUUAAUGAAAUGUCAUCAGAUCCCACCAUUUCAUCAAACUCUUCCCUCAGAUGGUGGGAUCCUUCCAUUUCUAAUGAUUCCUUGUUAAAAGAACUGAAUAAUAGAUAUGAACGGAUAACAAAUACUUGGUUGCACGUGAGCGGAGAAGAAUUUGAAAAAUGUCUCUAUGAACAAGACUAUAGCAUUAAAGUAUCAAACCCUUUGGACUCCUGCAUGUUACAGCUUGAAAGAUCUCCUAUAAAAAUGCUUUUCCAGAAAAAGUGUAAUAUAGAUGAACUGUGCACAUGGUUUAUGCAAACUACGGAAACACAGUCACUGGCAUUAGUGAGAAAGGCGAAUGCUCGCAAUCCUGUUGAAGUAAUUAGUACACGACAAUUUAAAAUUGGAACAAGACAAUGUGAUUGUAAUACUAGUCCUUUGAGAAAGCACUUUAAAAAAUUUGCACUAUCCACGCCAUCAAAAUCAGCAGGAAAGAUACAAAUCCUACAUAAAAUUGCCAGGUCUCAAGUCUUAAAGAGGAAACGUAACUUCACUUUAGCUAAAUUAAGAAGAACCAGAUUUGAGAAUUUACAGCAUGAUCGGUGGAGACAAGUGAAAAAGCUGUAUAAUCAUGGAGCAAGUGACUGGAAAUCGAAGAAGAAGCAUUUGCGAUUCUUCUGCCAAAGCCAGUGUUUUGCUAACACAAAUCAGGAGAUGAACAACAAAAUGAGCGCAAGCCAUGAGAAUGGUACAGUAGACACUAAAUCGCCCGCAAUUCUUGUAGACUCUCAGAGAAUCACUUCAACUGGAAAUGAAAUCACAGGUGCAUUUUAUCAACAGAAAACACAAUUGACAGACCUCAGCACAAAGCCUGGCUUGAUAAAUAAUUGUAGACCAAGCACACAAUCAGUAUAUCACAACCAAAACAAUAUUGGGAAAGCACAUGCUUUUGGUGAAGAUGACUGGAAAGACAAAACCUUUAAGGAUUGUAGAAUAUUUUUGAAGAAAAUCAACCCGGCCGAAGAGCAGCAUUCUUUCAAUAGCACUGUUGUUUGCACUCCGGAAUCUGUAGGUCGUAGUGCCAGUCACGGCUACUUUCAGGGGAAAAGGCACUGUACUUUAAGGUCCCAUUCUGCUAAGCAGAGAAUGUCUGACAGGUGUGAAAAGGAUGCUGAGGAAGCUAAGAAUUUCAGCUUGGUUAAAGACCUGCACAUUGAACAAGACUGCAAGAAGCCAAGCAAGCGUGUCACUUUUGAAGAUGGUCCUGCUGAGGUCCCUAAGAAAACAAGCAAGAGGAGGAGGACACAGUACAAGCUCACCAACCUGAAUAUAAGAGAAAGGAAUACGAGGCAAUUAUGCAGCACUGGCCAAGUACCAAGUUGUUACUCAAAGUACCAACUAGGACCUCUUAAACCUGUCGGACUGCCUUUGCUGGGAGGAUUUGCAAGCAGAGCUGUUGAAUACUCCAUGAUCCCAUUUCAGUUGCCUCUUCAUGGAAGCUCCCAAGUCUAACAGCAAAACCCAUGAAUCGUCAAGAUGAGUCCAUCUGUCUUGUAGUCGCUGAUAAGCAUGCAAUACUGUGAAUGAUUGUAAAAACUGAGCAAGCCAUUGCUGUAAUAACUAAGCAAAACUGCUUCAAAGAUCUAGACACUACCUUUCUGGGGGCUGUUUGGGUUGCUGCCAGGCAAGCAUGUGCUACCUGGGGUAAGAGCUUCUUUGCUUCUUUUGAUGGUCAGGCAUAGUCUUCCCAGAAAGUGCCCUGGGGGGCUGUGCCCAUUCGUAAGCUUCUUAUGACUGACUUGUGAACAUGCAUGCCAAAAUCUCUUUAAAAUGGUUAGCCAUUCGGUCAUGGUGCCCAGAAGUUGCAUGCUGGGCAAACUGGCUUCCUAAGAUUCCACCCCCCCCCCAAUGCAGAGUAAAAUUGCAUUGCUGUGUUUUUAUGUGACAUUUUGUGUGUAUCUUAAGAUAUAUGUGCAUGGUGUUGUUGUUGUUUUUUCAAAAGACCUUUGGAAACAACCCUGCAGAAAAUAGCAACUUCAGAAACCUCUCUCUGAUGAAGUUGGGAUUGCUGUAAUGAGCCCUAUUUUUAUGUAUAUUUUUUCUUGGUGUUAAAAUUAGCUUCUUCUUUUUUUGUCUGCAGAGCUUCCUUAAAAUUGUCCCUUUGGCAGACAACUUGGUUGGCAAGUUGUUUGGUUGGGAAGGGAUCUUUACUGGAUACUUGGGACUUCUGCACUGUUACCUCACCUGAGACAGACUAAGGGGAAUGUAACUGUGGGAAGCUAUGGACUUUUAACUAGAUGCCUGUGGAGGACUGGGGUUAACUUCUUGUGUCCUUAUUUCCCUUAGGGUUGAAAGGGUUUCCCCCAAUCUCUGACCCAAUCCAGCUCAUUAAGCUGGACUCAGGUGAGCAUCGUAAUAGGUGCACACCUGCAUUGGCCUUGCUAGUAGACCCUUGCUUCUCUGCACAGAUUCCCCCAGUCCAGGACACUAGUCUACAUACUGAGUGCAGAGGGAACUGGGAGUGACUUGAAACGGUUUUGUUCUAGAUCAGGACUGAUGCUACCCCACGGUGAUGACGUUUGUGUAGCUUGAAAUGUGUAGGGUCCCUAGAUAUCAUUCCAGUAAUAAAUCUACCUCUGCACCGAGCUGUCAGUUAUUUUCAUGUACUUUUGAUGGAUUUCAAAAGUCUCCAGGUUCAUAGCUUUUGGGGGGGGGGGAGUUCUGUAGAUUCAAUGGGGAGGAAAGAUAUACUUCCAUGGAGGCUAAACAUUUCCCUCUCUCGCCCCUUCCCAGAGCCAGACCUGCCAGGCUUUCAUCAAACAGAACAGACAAUCAUGUAUAUUGUAUACAGUACAUUGUAUAUUGUAGUCUGCAGUUCUGCUCUGCCUUCCCAGUCUGAGGUAUCUGCAUGGAAGCACCAAGAAACAGUGUAGCAAGGAGUUUGUGCACAUGUAUAUUACUUGGAUGGUGUUUCUUUAGUAUUUGAGCAUCACAGUUUAUGGUUUAGCUUUGCUUGAUAAACUGAUUAUAAAUUGAGAUUUUUUUGGGGGGGGGGAGAGGGAAAGUUCAAUCCAACAUUGUAUAAUCGCAGUAGGCAUUUCUUCUUUAAAAAAAUAAUCAUGUGUUCAGCUACUCAUCUUGCAGAUUAUAUUUCAAAUAAAUGUAUAAAGAUGCCAGAAUAUUUUAACAUUUUGUAAUGAUUCAACCUAAGUAGAAUUAGGAUCGUUAGAUUGGGCAAGAGUAACUAUAGGGUUAAUCCAUCCCAGGCUGCUUUUUACAGUAUCUGUUUCCGCAGAGUUAUGUAAACCUUUGCACUAGAAGGUAUAGUUAUGCCAUCUAUAGUGAAAAGGGCACUUAUAUACCUUUUGAAAGUUGUCAGUCCCAUUGUGUCUUUGCCCUGGUAUUUCUGCUCAGACGGCCCAAGUUAUAAAUCUUCAAGUGCGGUAAUGUUCACCAAUUACAUUAUUUCCCUCACCAGCCCAAUGGGGAGAAGGAAAUUUUCCCCAGCAGAAGAUGAUGGAGGGAUUCCAUGAGCAGAGUAUGCACAGAUCCCAGAAUGUGCAUGGCUGAUAAAGGGGACUUCCACUUCCCCAAAGCAGCCAUUUGAUAUAGUAGAAUGGUCUGUCCACAAAUUAUCCUCUUCAGGACUGUGCCAUCUUUUUUAGAAGUCAGGUACUGCCUAAGAUAGAGGAAAAUCUAGUUCAGGCAUCCCCAAACUUUGGCCCUCCAGAUGUUUUGGACUACAAUUCCCAUCUUCCCCGACCACUGGUCUUGUUAGCUAGGGAUCAUGGGAGUUGUAGGCCAAAACAUCUGGAGGGCCGCAGUUUGGGGAUGCCUGAUCUAGUUCAUAUUUACAGACCAGAAUGUGCAUGCUUAUAUAUAGGCUCUAGAAGUUUGCAGAGUCAAUCAUUGGGUGGAAUGCAAUUAAUUUACUCAGUGUAGUCCUAUGGAAAUGAAAGGACGUGGCUAAGUUAGGUCUCUUAAUUUCACUGGAUCUUCUCAAGAGUAAAAUGGAAGUUGAAUAACACCCUAUGCAUUUGGCCAUGCAAGAGCUUGAAGUGGCCUACAAGGAUGUGUUAAAAGCACAAAGCUCAGAUAUAGAGUAAUACCUAUGUUUGGAGAUUAGUAAUACAGCUUGCAGUUAUGUAUUUUUGUAAAUAAGCUGAUUUGGCCAUAAAGGAUGCUUACUUUCCAUGGGAUCUUUAGGUUUGGAUUGUCAUGAAUGUUAAUUAGUGCAGGAGAUUAUGCAGUUACAAACCAUGGCUUUCUGGGUCUUGGUGUUGGCAACUACACUCUGAAUUAUUAAUAAUAGUAGUAGUUACUACCUAUCCUUCAUCCUAAAGUUUCAGGGUGGGUUACAACCAUUAAAACACAAUUCUUAUAACAGUUUAAAACUCUUUGCAAUCACAGAAAUAAGAUGGAUCCUAAAAAUAUACAUAUUGGGUAUCAAAAGAGGUGUUUACAGCGUUUGCUAGAGCGGUAUGAUUUAGAUGUGUGGGGAUGGAGUUCCACAACUUAGGAGCUGCAAUAGAAGAUGCCCUCUCCUGGGCUGCUGCCCUCCCCCCCAAGCUUCUGAGGGUAGUGGAAUAACCCAAAAGGCCCCCCCUCUGCUGACCUUAACACCUGAGAGGGUCUGUAGAGAAGGAAAUGAUAUUUCAGGUAUUUGAGACUUGAGUUGUUUAGGACUUUUAAACACUUUGCACUUUGGAUUGGGCCUAGAAAUGAACUGGCAACCAGUGCAACAGUUUUAAAACGGGUAAUAUAAGAUCUGAACCGAAUCACAGACACUAAUCUGGUAGCAUUGCAUUUAGACCAAUUGAAGUUUCCAAGUUGUCUUCAGGGACAGCCCCACAGAUUGCAAUAAUCCAAUCUGGAAGUUACCAGAGCAUGGAGUACAGUGGCAAAGUCAUUUCUAUCCAAACAGAACCUUAACUGGCAAACCAGCCCAAACUAGAAAGAGGGGGGGACCCACCCCUAGUCCUUGGCAAAUCCCCUGAGCCUCCAGUGCCACCAUUCAAUUCAUGAGUACCUGGUACCCUAUCCAAGAGUUUUGAAUGUAGGCCACCGUUUUAAAAAAGUUGGAUUUUAAUGGUCGGAAUUAACCGAUGGUCCCCUUUGGCCCUUUUCCCAAAGGCAGACAUGCAGACUCAUUCUUCUAAGACUUGUGCAGUAAUAUUAGACAUCUGGAUGAUUCCACCAGCCCAGUUCCUAUACUGUUUGAUCUGAAUCUUUUCUCAACAUGUACAGACUUUUAGGUGUAGCAGCUAGCAUCCUAUAUAAUAAUAUGCAAGUGUCUCUGCGUCCAAGUUUUCCGUGUGUCCCUGUGUUACUGCGCAUGUGCCCCAGGGACACAGGGAUUGGACAGAGAGACUGCACGCGCACACUCUCCCCCCAUCUGCCUCCUCCAACCGCUGCUCCCGGCCAGACACCGCCUCACUGCAGGGCACGUCAGGGAAGCGAGGGUGGAGGCCGGCGGAGGCCUCCUCCUCACAACCCUCCCUGGCCCGUAAGAGGAGCAGCGGGAGGCUGCGAAGCGGAGGCGGCGAGGUAGGCGUUUGUGUCCCACGUCCUUCCUGUCGGCGGCUGGGGGAGAGGAAGGGAGGAGAAAGCAGCGCUUUCUCCUCCGUUCCUGCCCCCCUGCCGCCGACCGCAAGGACAGGUCCCGCAAGCGCUUCUCCGAACCCCAGGAUUCUAGCGCCCGUUAUUGAACGGGCUGAAAUACACUAGUAGGAUUUAUAAGAGUUAAAAUCUCAGUAAUGUCACUGGCUUACUUAAGAAUAGUCUUGAUCAUAACUAGUCGCACUAGUGGUAUAUAGCUAGUGACUCAUCCUGGAUCAACAGGGUAUACUAUAGCUGUCCCUAAAUGCAACUCUUGACAUUUCUCCAUAAAAAAGAAACAGCCACUCAUUUAUAGGAGAAAAUAGUAUGUAGUGUAACUAUACCUUUCAAUAUAUGUGCAACUUAACAUACUAAGUAAAAUAUAUUUUGCUGCUUAAUUGCACAGAAAAGCCAGGCUCUUUAUAAGGGAAUGUCAUGACCUAGAAGCAUGGUGUUCAGUGGCUAAGAGAAUUCCUUCAUUCUUCUUUUUGAGCUAAAAUUAUGCAACUGGCAGUAAAUUCAUCUGAAAUGUGGUAAACCCAGGCACUUCAUCCAGUUACCUAACAAAAUAUUUCUGUAUUUUGUGUGGUUUUAGUGAAAUAUUUAAAAUGUUUGCUGGCGGAUGUACAGAUGCAUUUAAAAAUAUUGUUGAGCAUAGCAUGUAGAGCCUGCAUGAACACACCUUAGUUCCAGUUGAGUUUCAGUUACCCAAGUCUAUUGGAAACGUAGCAGUAAGUGUGCAGAGGUACAAAAGUCCUUCCCACAUACCCUUUGAAAUAUUUGCAGAAAUCACUUUCAAGCACUGCACUCUCAGAUAUCAAUCCAUGCUUCUUAGAUUAGCUGCAAAGAAGUCUAAUACAGUGGAACCUCGGUUUAUAAACCCCUCAGUUUAUGAAUUUUUGGGUUCGCUUCAGUUUAUGAACGCUUCAGUUUAUGAAGACUUCCGGAACCAAUUACACCCAUGGUUCGGGUUAAGUACGCUUCAGGUUGAGUACUCCGCGGACCCGUCUGGAAUGGAUUAAUCCACUUUCCAUUACUUUCAAUGGGAAAGUUCGCUUCAGUUUAUGAACGCUUCAGUUUAAGUACUCCGCGGACCAUCUGGAACAGAUUAAUCCACUUUCCAUUACUUUCAAUGGGAAAAUUCACUUCAGUUUAUGAACAGACUUCUGGAACCAAUUGUGUUCAUAAACCGAGGUACCACUGUAGUUGCCUGCCUCUUCCAUCUGCUGCUGCCACCAGAGAAUAAGCAUGAUAUAGAAAGUAUAAUAAUUUGAAGUGUACAGGACAGGCUCUACAUUAAAAGCAAGCAAAUACCCUAAUGUAUAAUAGCAAAACAAAAAUGGGGUUGGAACCCAAUAACUGCAAAGUGUAAGCAACCUCUCAAAUCCCUUACGAAAGGGUUCCCCAACCCUCAGAAGCUUUUGUUUUUUUUGUGGAGGGGAGAAAAGAAAUUCUGCAAAAGUCAUUCUGCUUGUGGCUCUCAGGAUCCAACCAAAUGUAUUCCAGAAUUGUCCUCAUCUCCCUGAUUACUGAGAGAGGGUUAUGCAAGAGCAUACAUACAUCUGUGCCUUACUACAAGCCAGAGAGCCAUGUGUUGUGCAUUUGCAGCAGACUUGAGAAAGUUGUAGCUUUUCCUAUACAGAUUCACACCCACGACUGCACUAGAUGUCUGCACUAGACAUGUAUUGCAGUUCCAAUACAUGCACUGAGAAGCCCAAACAACCUUACCAUGGUUAUUUUAUAUACCGUACAUGUCUCUAGGUGUACUGAGUAGUAGAAUAAGCCCGUAGCUUGGAGAGUAUUCCAGCACUAGAAGCAGACAGUUUCUGCCUCUGCAAAGCCCAAGAUGUUUCAACAUUUCCCAUUUUUAGAAGCGUUAAUUAAAACUUUGCUCGAAACCACUACACCCUUGUGAAGUUUUCCAGAUAGAGAAGUACUACACUGCUAAUCACUUUGGAGACUCCUGAUUGGGAAAUCCAGUUUCACAGUAGUUUGAGGUGGGAUCUGUGUAUGCUCAAAUAGCUCAAUCCAAUAGGACAGGGCAGCACUUAGAAAGCCAAUGAAACCUGAUAUUCUGGACAGUGCAAUAAAAGUCAGGUUGCUGCAUCCACUUUAGAUGGUAGUUUCAAUUUUUAAUCUAAAUUUAAUUCCUGUCCUCCCUCUAACCAGUUUCUACAUAUGAAAAAACAGAAAACUGGAACAUAUUUGACACAAGAUAAGCACCCAACCUGUGAAAAUAAUGAUGUGCCUUAAAUCUACCCAUGGAGUAGAAGCUAAGUUUCACAACAGCAUCUCUGGUCAGCUGUAUAGUUUUUAACCAAAAGCUCAAAGAUGAAGAGAACAAGGAGUUUGCAGCUCUUCUUGCACUAUUGUUUUGUACAUUGCGUGCAAUUGUUUUUUCUGCUGAAUAAGCAUUUUUGAUCAUGA